This is a messenger RNA of Blepharisma stoltei, 2227 nucleotides long. NCBI's taxonomy places the organism in Eukaryota, Ciliophora, Heterotrichea, Heterotrichida, Blepharismidae. The record is from the annotation of a GenBank genome assembly.
AUGUCUGAAGAAGGUCACUCAAAGAAAUUUUCUCUUUUCAAGAAAAAAACACAAAAAGAAGCGGAAAAUAAUACCGCUGACACUCCAUCAGCUACUGUUUUUGAUGAAACAUGCUUAAAUUUUCAACUAAAAGGUGGCCCUUAUCAGACUUCUCUAAUAGAAGCAUGCGCAACAAUGAAAGUUGGCCCUAAUAUUGGGAUGCCACUACCUUUGAAGUGCACAUGAUAUAGGGCUACAAAUGAAAAUCAGUUCACUCCUAUCGAUGGAGUUUAUGGCGCUUUUUAUCAGCCAAAUGCUGAUGAUAUAGGCUGCAAAAUUUGUGUGCAUGCUGUUCCUCUCUUCUUAUGUUUUAUGUUUCUCAGUACCUAACAUGCCACUCUGUUAGGCUACGGCGCUCCAAAGUGAUGACGUCACCAGGCAUUCAUAUGUAACGCCAUAUUUUCAAGCUGACUAAGGAAUCCAAAGCAAGCUUGCCUCUAGCUAACCAUAAAAAACCUCACAGUGAGUAUUUGCACUCGCUCCCUUUACUUAGCUCCUUCGGGUGCUCCACCUGAGAGUUACCUUCUUCGCGUGUGCUGAGAGGAAAAAACCUUAAGUCCCUUGAUGUACUUGGAGCAGUUCUCGGCCUUAAAUUGCUGUUGCUAUGCAGAGAAGUUCUCCAGGAAAACCUUAAAACCAUUAAUAAAAUAUAUGAGGGGACUUAUCAGAGCUUAUUUCUUUCGAACUAAAUGCCAUUUUAUUAAUGCAUAUUGUUCCUGUCAGUGAAGCUGAAGAAUAUACAGGAAUGCCCGCAUUCAGUGAAAUAGGACCUAUUCAGAUAGACCCCCAAGUGCAAUCCUCAGUUCAAGAAAUGCUGAAAAUAAACUCAGGCAUUUUCAUUGCAAAUUUAAUAGGAGGAAGCUCGAAGGAAUUAGUGCCUGGAUAUGUGAUUAUUAAGGUAGAAGAUGAAAAAAUGAAUAUUGCUUAUCAAAACGACAAAAAGAUAAUUUCUGUUAGCAUGGAUAGGGAAUUUCCACAAAUCCAAAUCCAUCAUCGUACUAAUACAAAUUUUUCUAUUGUGUUUAGAGACAGAAAGCUUGAUUUUUCUACUGAUAAGCCUUUUGAAAGAGAUAUUAUAGCAAUUUCAAUACGAAUGUUUUGCAGCAAAAUUAUCACACAAGGUCAGUCUGACUUGCUAUUUAAAAAUCAAGAGCUUUCAUCUAGGCUAUUUGAUUUAAACAAAGACUAUGAAGUUGCAAUUUCUGCUUUGAAUUUGCUAAAAGAAAGUAAUGAAAAGACAAAUAAUAUGACUGAGAAAUACCAAACUCAUGCAAAAGAGCUUGAAAUAGAAAAUACUGAAUUAAGAGAUAAACUCUUGAAGCAAAAUCAGCUGAUAGAAAAAUAUGAAAGUGAGCUGAAAUUUUUAAGACAAGAUAUCAUCAUGUAUAAAGAGCAAAAUGAAACAUUCGAGUUAAGACUAGACCAACAAAAAACUACUGAAAAUGGUUAUGCUCUUUUACUGAAAAUUGUGAAGGAUGAUUUGAACGAUAUCAUUAGACGAUCCCAUCCAUGCGAAAAAUGCAAAAUUAUAGUAGCAUCACUAAUAGAAGUUUUUGGAAAAUUAGAUGGAAAUACUGAUUUGUGUGGUGGAAGCUCUUCGAACUCAAGUGUUAGGUCUUUCCAAGAUGAAAUUUCUGAGAGCACAGAUGAAAAUCAAGACAAAGAAAUCCGUGAAUUGAGAGAAAAAAUCGCAGUUUAUAAAAGCAGGAUAAAACAGCAUAAACAAGAAAAUAUAGACAUCUUAAAUAAAAUGGAGUCUGAAAAGAAUUUUUUCAAAAAGAAAAUCGAGUCUCUAGCAGCAGAAAAUGAAAAACUUCUAUCAAAAUUAGCGAAAACCCCUAAAGAUGUAACUGAUUAUGAAAGAGAAAUAGAAGAGCUUAAACAGCAAAAUAUAGCGCUUUCGUCUGAAUUAAAAAGAUCUCAAGAGUUAGCUUCAAAUUUUGACCAGCUUAUUAAAUUAAAUAGAAAGAGACUUGAAGAGGAAAUUGAGAGGAAUAAUGAAUUAAGAAAAAUUUUCACAAAAACUCAUACAAUGUCUACAUUUGAUUAUCAAAAAAUAAUAAAUUCUUUAACUCAAUCAUUGGCUGAUCGAGAAGAAGAGCUGAAACAAAUAAAGCAUUUGAAUAGAGAACUCUCAAAUAGGGUAUCAGAACUAGAGAGAGCAGCUAGGCAGCCCAUAAGUGUAUAA